Molecule: messenger RNA, 1177 nt
Organism: Morone saxatilis (striped sea-bass)
Lineage: Eukaryota; Metazoa; Chordata; Actinopteri; Moronidae
Gene: myf5
Product: myogenic factor 5
Exons: 3
Coding region: 118-840 (240 amino acids)
Biological process (GO): regulation of transcription by RNA polymerase II; positive regulation of myoblast differentiation; muscle organ development
Molecular function (GO): DNA-binding transcription factor activity, RNA polymerase II-specific; RNA polymerase II cis-regulatory region sequence-specific DNA binding; protein dimerization activity
Source: RefSeq, a predicted model, not a curated record
GGCAACAGACCCCUCAUAUCACUCAGAGGUCUCCUCUCUCUCACCCCACUCCUCUACCCUCCUUACUUCCUUUGUGCCCAUCUCUCCAUCCAUUCAGACUUCUUUCUUCAACACACUAUGGACGUCUUUUCACCAUCCCAGGUCUACUACGACAGAGCGUGCGCUUCAUCUCCAGACAGCCUGGAGUUUGGCCCCAGUGGAGAGCUCACUGGCUCUGAGGAGGAUGAACACGUCAGGGCCCCCGGAGCCCCUCACCAGCCUGGACACUGCCUCCAGUGGGCCUGCAAGGCCUGCAAGCGCAAGUCCAACUUUGUGGACCGCAGACGGGCUGCCACCAUGCGUGAGCGCCGGCGGCUGAAGAAAGUUAACCAUGCUUUUGAGGCUUUGAGGCGCUGCACCUCGGCCAACCCCAGCCAACGUCUGCCCAAGGUGGAGAUCCUGCGCAACGCCAUCCAGUACAUCGAGAGCCUGCAGGACUUGCUACAUGAGCAGGUGGAAAACUACUACGGCCUGCCUGGAGAGAGCAGCUCGGAGCCUGGGAGCCCUCUGUCCAGCUGCUCUGACGGCAUGGUUGACAGCAACAGUCCAGUGUGGCAACAGCUGAAUGCAAACUACAGCAACAGUUAUUCAUAUGCAAAGAACGAGAGUUUGUGCGAUAAGACAGUCGGAGCCUCCAGUCUGGAGUGCCUCUCCAGCAUCGUGGACCGUCUGUCCUCGGUGGAGUCCAGCUGCGGACCGGCAGCUCUGAGAGACACGGCCACCUUCUCCCCCGGCAGCUCCGACUCACAGCCCUGCACGCCGGAGAGCCCCGGAUCUAGGCCCGUCUACCACGUCCUGUGAAGGAAACUUGGCUUUGACGUGGAUUUGUAGCCACAGGCGGGCAAACAGCAGCUGCAUUUGCAACAAGAGAUAAGAACUAGUUUUGUGCAAAUCUGAAGGUGACUCAGCUGAAUCUGAGGACCUGUGGCAAGCAGAUUUUAUAUUGUACAUGAGAUUGUAAAUAUGUAAUGUAAAUGCCCAUUUAUUCUAUACAUGCUAUAUACCCAAUGAGACAUAUUUAAUUAUGACAGUUAAUGUAAUGUUGCAUUAUUCCAACAUGAAGUGGUAUUUAAGCAGUUUGAAUUUCUUACUUUCCAUGUUGUUGUGAACAUUAAAUCUUUCACUGUUUUGUAUAAAA